Molecule: messenger RNA, 35713 nt
Organism: Pelobates cultripes (western spadefoot toad)
Lineage: Eukaryota; Metazoa; Chordata; Amphibia; Anura; Pelobatidae
Source: the annotation of a GenBank genome assembly
CGCCCCCCGUGUGACAUCAGAGACCACACACCCCCAGGAUCCAGUGACGCCAUCCGAGCGCCGGCUGGGGAGAGAAAACCGGCUGCUGCCGGCCAGGACAGUGACAGAUCGGGAGCCGGGCCGGGACACCCGAACCACCCCUGCCGGGAGGAGGAUGCUGGUCUGACCCAGAGAGAGCGGCCGGAAGGGACAUGGCUCAGAGCAAGGACACCCUGCUGCACCUGCUGGCCGGAGGGUGAGGAUCGGGGGAGGGAGGGGGGCACUAUGGGACACAUGGCCCCCGGCUAACAACCCAGGCAGGGACCCCCAACCCCCCGGCCAACCCAGCAGGGACCCCCAACCCCCUGCUACAACCCAGGCGGGACCCCAAUGGCUAACGCCCAGGCAGGGGACCCCCAAUCCCCAGGGCUAUACCCAGGCAGGGACCCCCAACACCCCAGGCCUAACCAGACAGGGGACCCCCCCUCCCUUUAACCAGCUACUUUACCAUGACAGGGUCUCCCCAAUAUUAAGCUAUUUUGGGCCCCAGCAGUGACCCCUUUACCCUUCAAUGACUCCCAAACAUGUGCCUCUCUCUCCCCUUUUAAGGACCCCAGGCAUGUGUCCCCAGCAAUGGCCUUUGUACCCUUCAGGGGACCCCAGAUAUGUGUCUCAAGCUAUUUUAUACUUGAGGGGUCAGUCCAAGAUCUCAUUAUAUUGGGGAAGCAUAGAUUAUUUAUCUUUGUUGUUAUAAUUAAAUUAGUACAUGAAUCCAAAGUUUAUGUAAUUGUUUACACUAAGGUGUAUUUACUGAUCUGGGAAUUUUUGAGGGAAUUGUAUAUUUUUAGGCCCAGUAUCCCUGAUUAUUUCUCUGAAAUUCCAAGUUUAGUAAAUAUCCCUGACACUGUCUGUAUGUGAGAGAAUUCUAAAUGGUUAUCGUGUGUGAUUUGGGAAUUUGUCAUGGAGAUAUUUUGGAGACACCCAUAAACCGUUAGAUUAAAGGACCACUCUAGGCACCCAGACCACUUAAGCUUAAUGAAGUGGUCUGGGUCCCAGGAUCAGCUAGGGUUAACCCAUUUUUUCAUAAACAUAGCAGUUUCACAGUGAGAGCACGCCAGUGUCCAUAGGAAAGCAUUAUGAAUGCUUUCCUAUGUGACCGGCUGAAUGCGCGCGCAGCUCUUGCUGCGCGUGCGCAUUCAGCCGACGGGGAGGAAAAGAGGAGGAUCGGAGGAGGAGAGCUCUCCGCCCAGCGCCUUUUCCCCUUUCCAGAGCCGGGCGGGAGGGGGUCCCUGAGGGUGGGGGCACCCUCAGGGCACUAAAGGGCCAGGAAAACUAGUGUUUUCCUGGCACUAUAGUGGUCCUUUAAAAUAACAUUUAAAUAUGUGUCCUUAUUUCUCCCAAAAAAAAAAAAGUAUUUAUAAAAAUAAACAGUCAAGCGUUUAAUGCAGUGUUUUCAGAAUACUUAAAUGGCAUCAAUCCAGUUGCAAGUCCAGCGUUAUAUAUAUUGUAUAUUUGUUUGUUUUGAAAGUCAUAAAAUAUUUGUUUUAUUAAACCCCUGCUGCUACAUUCUGCUCAGUCUUGGACACCAUGGGGGGUGGGGGGUGUAACCUGCCAAGUUGAAUGUAGUGCUGUGGGUUUAAUAAACAAGUUACAAUAUUUAUAAAGAUGUUCUUUUACAUGCAUGUUAACACAAGGCAUAAAAAAAAUUAAAAAAUAAAGGAACCACUAACUGAGUGAAAUGAAGCCAGUCCAUUCAGCUGUUAUGGAGACAGUAGCAGUCGGCUGCUUUAAUUGCUAUCUCUGUCUCCUAAGUGCAGUCAGGCGCUGCUUCCCAUAGGAACCAUCGUUGCUGAUGUGCAUGUUUGCUUCUUCCGAAAGAUGCAGCAGAUCCCGUUCCAUUUUCCUGUUGACACACACGCAAUAACACCAUGCAGGGCACCAAGAUUUGUAUUUAACAGGACGGUGUGGUCUUGAUGAAUUACGGAAAUAAUUUAUGGAGAUCUUGUUCCCCCUUUGAAUUACAAGAAUUGCUAAUAUCGAGCAAGUGACGUGAGAUGUACAUUUGUUCAUUCUUAUUUUCCAUUUUAGAGGAGUUUAUUCUGUGUGUAGGAAAUGUGUGAAACAAUACUGGUUUGUUUUAAGUUUGCUCUUUACAAAGUUUGCUUGUGAUAACCGAAUAUGAAACCGAACAGUUAUGGUUACUAUGUGUAGUGAAAAUGCAGCUUUUAAAUUAUUGCUCCUGUAAUUAUUUUAACACUCCAACUCCUGAAAGCCAUUCACAGUUAGGAUCACCAGCGAAAGAAAAUAUACAGACAAUAAAUUGGAAUUAACACUUUACCAAACUUAAUUCUGCAUCCCACCCACCCCUUUUAUUUAUUUUUAUUUUGUGAAUGGUUUUACAUUUUGCUAGCUUGGCAGUCCAAGGCAUAUGAUGCAAAUUAGCUUGGCUCCUGGAACUAAUGCAUGAGUGCUCAUGCACUUCUACAUGGGCUUUUUAAAUAGUCGAAAGUAUUACCAGUGUAUAGUAUGGAAAUGUCUGCGCCAGAAUGAGCUGAGAAGGCAAAUAGUAUUUUUAAUUCUUACCUGCGCUACACGCUUUAUUGGCGUGCUGGAUUGAAAAUAUCUCUAGUAAAGCUCCCUCCCAAAAGGGGCACUGAUAGACCCCAAAAUAGCUAUACACCUAUUACCAAUAGGUAAUGCGCACUAUAUUAUUAUUAUUAGUAGUAGUAGUAGUAGUAGUAGUAGUAGUAGUAGUAGUAAUAAUAUAGUGCCCAUUACCCUUUUAGAAUUUUUUUUAAAUCCAAUUAAAGGACCACUAUAGUGCCCUGAGGGUGCCCCGACCCUCAGGGACCCCCUCCCGCCCGGCUCUGGAAAGGGGUAUAAACUUACCUUUUUCCAGCGCUGGGCGGGGAGCUCUCCUCCUCCGAGCCUCCUUCUCUCCUCCCCGUCGGCUGCAUGCGCGGCAAGAGCUGCGCGCGCAUUCAGCAGGUCACAUAGGAAAGCAUUCAUAAUGCUUUCCUUUGGACGCUUGCGUGCUCUCACUGUGAAAAUCACAGUGAGAAGCACGCAAGUGCCUCUAGCGGCUGUCAAUGAGACAGCCACUAGAGGAUUAGGGGGAAGGCUUAACCCAUUAAUAAACAUAGCCGUUUCUCUGAAACGGCUAUGUUUAUGAAAAAAUGGGUUAACCCUAGAAGGACCAGGCACUCAGACCACUUCAUUAAGCUGAAGUGGUCUGGGUGCCUAGAGUGGUCCUUUAAUGGGGGUAGCGCUAACUGGGUUGAUGUGCACCCCAGUAGCUGCAGGAGAACAAGGCUGGGAGUCGUAGACUGCACUAUAGCGUUUGCUACUUAGCUCCCAAACAUCUCCGCAUCUAUUCUAAACCAACAUUUUGUAAGCCAUAAACCAAGUUUAGCUUGUUGCAGGAAAAAAAACGAGCAACCUAGCAAUUAUAAGUUGCCACUAUACUAUUUAUACAGAUCAGAUAAUGGCUUUUAAAACGCACAGUAUAAAUAAUCACAUUCUGCACAAUGUGUCCCUGUGGUUAUAUAAUUGUUUGCUGUCCGAGCUCCAGCGGGGAGAGGGCUGUUACAUAACCUCCCAUUAUUGUUGCUGUUUAGAAGACCCGAGGUGACUCUGACAAUGCUCCAUUUAGCAGCAUCUGUCCACAUUUCCUGCCUAGCUUUUGAUCUGCUGUGUCAGCCCCGAAAUAAUCCAGUGCAUUUCAAACUGAGAAUAUAAGAUGUUUGACUAUGCAGCAUGCAAUGGGUUUAUUUCAAUGCUUUUAAAUAGAACUUCUAAAAAAAAAUAACAAAACCACAUUUUCUCAGCUGGAAUUUAGGCCCACGCAUUUCCCAUCUGAUGAUUUGUAAAACCCUGUGGAAUAUGUUGGAGCUAUAUAAAUGAUGAUGGUAAUUAAUAAUACUUAAAGGGACACUAUAAUCACCCAGAACACUUCAGCUCCAUGAAGUGGUCUGGGUGCCAGGUCCCUCAAGAUUAACCUUUCACGUGUAAACAUAGCAGUUUCAGAGAAACUAUUUACAUAGCAGGGUUAAUCCAACCUCUAGUGGCUGCCUUCCUGACAGCUGCUAGAGGCGCUUCUGCGACGCUGGAUGUGAAAUUCGCAUCCAGCGUGCAGAACGUCCAUAGGAAGACAUUGAGAAAUGCUUUCCUAUGGACUGCUAGAAUCCCCACUUGGGAGCUGGCGGGGGCAGAGAGAUCUUCAGCGCCGAGGGAGCACGGCGCUGGAUUAAGGUAAGCUGCUGAAGGGGUUUUAACCCCAUCAGCGCCACAGGAGGGGGGAACCCUGAGGGUGAGGGUCCCCCAAGGAUGACAUAGUGUCAGGAAAACGGGUUUGUGAUCCUUUAAGUUUUAUUGGGCUCUCUAAACAAAAAUUCUGCUUACUGUGUGGAAUCUUUUUAAAUUUACUUCUGUGUUCAAAUUUAUUACUUCGAAGCAUCAAGCCUGUCUAAAACCCAAUUUUCAGAUUAAAAAGGGGAGGGAAGGUGGUCUCAUUUCACUUUCUGAAGUUUGUGUUGCAUCAGGCUCCUCUUUUCUAUUUUUCCUGGAAACUUGGUGUACAAUCAGAUUGCCUAUUAAGCGUGACUGACUGCAGAGAUGGUGCAACGUUGCAUCAUUACCUGAAACCUCCGUACUAGUUAUGCAGCAUAAACUGGAAUGUCCAGGAAUUUCUAGACAAUCUUAAUCAUGUGGGCUGAAAAGGAAGUUCUAUACCAAAAUUGACUAAUAGACGUUUGAUUUCUCUCUUCUGUAUUACUUUUUGCAAUCGGUAAACCCAUCUUUGGAACAUUUAAUUACAUAAAAGGAAUCAACACAGUAAAGGAGGAGACUAUAUUUAAAAGAAGAAAAACUACCACAACAAGAGGACAUAGUCUUAAAUUAGAGGGACAAAGGUUUAAAAAUAAUAUCAGGAAGUAUUACUUUACUGAGAGGGUAGUGGAUGCAUGGAAUAGCCUUCCAGCUGAAGUGGUAGAGGUUAACACAGUAAAGGAGUUUAAGCAUGCGAAGGAUAGGCAUAAGGCUAUCCUAACUGUAAGAUAAGGCCAGGGACUAAUGAAAGUAUUUAGAAAAUUGGGCAGACUAGAUGGGCCGAAUGGUUCUUAUCUGCCGUCACAUUCUAUGUUUCUAUGUGUGUGGAUACAUCCGAUCAUUCAAACACCAGCACAACAUACAAGCACACUCCUGCAAUCAAACACAAAUAUUAAAAACACACCCCUGUAUUAAAACACAAUAACUAUAUACAAGCACCCCUUCAAACACCAACACUGUACAUUACACUAUAGUGCCAGUAAAUGCUGCAGCGCUGUACAGAUAUACAACCUAGAUAUUUUGACUUGGGGUGCCUUGGAAAAAUACUGAAAUAUUAAGGGCGCCUUGAACUUAAGUUUAGGAACCACUGGGUUAGCACUUUGAAUUGACUCCUAUAGGAUACAGGAAGCCAAUAUGAGGACUGACAGGGGUGAGGUGUGAGAGGACCGACUAGAGAGGAAAAUCAGUCUGGCGGCAGCAUUCAUUACAGACUGUAGCAGGGCAAUACGGCUUUUGGGAAGACCAAUCAGGAAAGGGUUACAAUAAUCCAUGCAGGAAAUUACUAGAGCAUGGACAAGCUCCUUGGUAGCAUCUUGCGUAAGAAAGGGACGGAUUAUGCAGGCUAUGUUUUUAAGAUGGAAUCUACGGGAUUUGGCAACAUACUGGAUGUGAGGUUCAACGGUGAGGCCAGAAUCAAGUAUGACGCCAAGACAGCGCGCUUUCAGGGAUGGACUUAUGUGGAUACCAUUAACUUGAAUGGAGAGCGAGAGUGGAGGAUCAGUAUUGGGAGUAGGAAAGACAAGGAGCUCAGUUUUAGAGAGAUUGAGUUUCAGAGAGCAGUAGGACAUCCAGUCCGAGAUGGAAGAAAGGCAAGCAGCGACCUGUUGCAGGACGGCAGGGAAGAGGUCCGGGGAGGAGAGAGAGAGAUAUCUGGGUGUCAUCAGAGUACAGGUGGUAUUGGACUCCAAAAGAGGUAAUAACUCUGCCAAGAGAGGCAGUAUGAAAUAAUGAAAGUGUUUAGAAAAUUGGACAGACUAGAUGGGCCGAAUGGUUCUUAUCUACCGUCGCAUUCUAUGUAAUUCUGCCUCCCUGUAUUCAUCCAAAUAAUUUUCAGCUUGGUUGGGGUUCAGUCAUUAAACUGUGAUUAAAUCAGUCAUUAAUUGGCAGAGGAGCUGCAGAAAAUUGACAAAUGGCAACUUAUGCCAAAAUAUUCGCACUGUAAAAAUCACGUAGGGGUUCUUUUGCAAGCGCGUUUCACCAGAAGGGCUAUUAGGAAUUGUAGUGCACCUGAAUAUUUGUGACUGUGUUUUAAUCUGUGAUUAGAAUUUAGCCUGACCUUGAUUUUGUUUUAGUGAAAUAUCUAUUAUCCAUUACUAAGUGGAUUGAGGAAUUAGGAGCAAGGGUUUUUCAAUAUUAUUAAUAAGGUCAUUUCCCCGGGCUCUGCCAAGUGUGUGACUAAGUUAUUAAAAUAAAUCACACCCUCCUGCCCUUUGGAUCUAUAUUCAGCACAUUCAAAGGUCGCAGGGUCUGAUGUGCACAGUCUAUGGAGUCAUGUGAUGGGAAGCAGCCUUUCUGUACUUUGUUUAUUUUCAUCCACCAUGUUGCUAUCUGGCAGUGCUGUGGGCAUGAGUGCCACAUGGUGUGCUCGGCACUAUACCAAAGCAGCGCUGUGAGGUUCCAGCAGCUACAGCACUCCCUGAAGGUAUCAUUUCAAGCAUUAAAAAUCCACAAGUGAUGUUGGGCUGGGCAGUGUUAAAGGAACAGGUGACAUCGAGACCUAAAGCUAAUAAUACUCACUGGAUUGUUUAUUUAAAUGUAUAGGAUACAGCUCAUCGCGCACGUAAUAAGUGGUGGGGAGGUGAACGGAUGCCGACAUCCCUAUCUGCUGGAGGUUAGGCAGGUGUGGCGUGUAUCAUUGCCUUUAUUUUAAAAGAUUAUGUUUCAGAUGUUGAAUGUUUUUCCAUAAUGCUUCAUUAGAUGCAUUGAUGAAUGCUGUUUUUGAUAUCAUGCAUGUAUCACUAUUUACAAUUAUUAAUUUUUUUAAUUCAAUGUGCACAGUAAAAGAAAAUAGAACGGGCUCUUUUUGUGAGCUAUUAUCUGUUUUAGUGGAUUAGGUGUUCUAGCACUCUUUCGUUAUUUCUGAACCAGAUUUAAAUUCUAUUUAAUACAGGGCACGAUCAAUCCAUUAUGUCAGACCAGAAUGUCAAAAUGGAGUCUAAAAUGGUGAUUCUAUGCAAAUACUCUAGGUCAGAGAUAGGCAACCUUCGGCACACCGGAUGUUGUGGACUACAUCCCCCAUAAUGCUCUUACACUCAUAAUGCUGGCAAAGCAUCAUGGAAGGUCUAGUCCAAAACAUCUGAAGUGCUGAAGGUUGUCUAUGCCUGUUCUAGGUCACGGACAUCUCACAGGCAUCUGUUUUAAACCGCUUUCAAUUAAUCAAUAUUCUGGUUCUGCCAUUUCUGUAGGAAUGCAUAUUAUUGUAUGUGUUCUCUGCAGGGCCGGCCCAAGACCUUUGUGCUGCCUGUGUUGAAGGAUGAAAUGCUGCACCCCCAACCAAAACUACGCUCACCAAACCACGCCCACAUUCAUUACGUACGGCCCUUUUAUGUACCAUUCUUUCUUUCCCCAUUGUGCCCCUACUUACAUCCCUUUAUGUAGUGUGGCUGAGCGGAUUGCGGUACCCAGACUGACGGGAAGCUGUUCAGUUCUAUCACUGACCACUUCCUGUUAGACUGGGUAGAGGAUAAAGACCCUCUACUGCAGCGUGGUCUUCUUGGCCACACUACAUGAAGUGACCGGCAGGAGGCAGAGCACUGCCUUUUUUCCUCCUGUCGGUCACUCAGAGCCUGAAUAUCCCUGGUACGGUCAUCCCGGCCAGCAUGUGUCAUGUGGAGGCGCUCCAGACAGCCAGUAAAGCUGCUGAGAGCGCAGCUCUAUCUAUUUGAAGCCCAGGCAAAUCACCCAUUGGGUAUAGCGAAACAUGGGGAGGUCAGAAACAAUUUAGGGGGCAUCUGCUUUCUUUAGCUGCGUCCAAUUGUGGGAAGGGUGAUAAGCAGCCUAGGAACAUGCUUUGACAGGAGCAAGGUCAACAUACUGCUUCUGUGAGUGCCACCUGGGGCCUAUGGACUGGCCGUCUUUGGUCAUCUGUAUCUUUGUAUUGCGCUAGGAUUUUUUUUACUGAAACUUAAGUGCAUUGUAUGGAUGUUUUUCCUAAUGGAUUUUUAUAUUGUGCAGGUAACCAGUAGCAUUGUCCAUGGCUUUCUGUCCUUUUCCUGAUUCCUAUAAUCUGAAAUGACUUCAUUCUACCUGCUGAGAUAUAUUCAGUGGCAAUUUCAUGUCUAAUCACUGGAAAGGGGGUUUGUGUCUUAGGUUCCAUGUCUAUUGGAGGGAUAUCAUCUUUGAAGAUUCAUUUUCAAGAGAUAUAUAAUUUUUUUAAUAUAUUUUUUUUUAAAUACAACGACUACUUCUACCACUUAUCUAAUAAUUGAAAUGUUGGCCGCAAAACGUUUAAUGACCUACUUUUCAGAUCUCAUCCAAUCCUAGUGAACCAAUUAUUUAAUUGCCUUUUCAGAACCCCCCCAAAUCUAUCAGCCAAGGCUUCUGUCAGCUCCUAGGAAUCUCUGUGCCAUCACACACAGUGCUUUUGUGCUGUGCUGAGCAUGCAUGGGUAAUUAGCACUGAGCCUGGCUACAUAUAUUUGUUUGAGAACAAAUCACGCUGGAUGAGCUGACCAGGAUAGCUGUUGAUGCAAAAGUCGUGUCUGACGCAAGCCAUGUUCCAGAGAAUGCUUUUAUAGUUGAAGGCUUGUGCUGUGUACGCAUAGUGUAACUAAGCAAUGAUUUUUGUAGUGCUGGCAACUUCCUGUUACCUCAUUGUCUUUCCAUAAAUGAAUCUAAAACAUUGCUAAUAACGAAUACAUAUUCUAACCUAGCUUUAGUAAAUCUAGGUGACCUAGUGGGUUUUUUUCAAUGGGAGUUAAGAAUUUUAUGGCAAGACAGGAGGCUUCAUAUUUGCUUAUCUCCCUUUACUGUAACUCCCAGCAGCAAAGAAACAGUUAACAAUGUUGUAUGAAAAAUUCAACCAAUCAUAACACAUUACAGGAACAAUAUAAUGCCACCAGACUCCUCCCAGGUGAGUCUACUCCAAUUACAUUGUCUUACUAGUUUAAGUUUUUUUUUAUAUAUUUUAUUUAUAUUUUGUAAUUUGCAACAUCUACUUCACCUCAGCAAACUUUGUUUUUUAAUUUGUCACCUCUUUUCCUACACACAUCCUCAUUUCUCAUUUAUUUGCAUACUUUAUUCAGUUUAGUGUUUUUCCCCUUUAAAUAUUUCCUUCACUUGUUUUUCUUCACAUAUCUAUCCUUAACCGUUUGGUUCCCCCUUUAAAAUUUGGCGCCACUCCGUGUUUGCACAUACAGUUUUCUUUGAAUCUUCAGCUUCAGUCAGCUGGCCGCGGCUCUCUCCUCUGAGGCAGAGCCGCGGCCCAUUCUCGUCUCUCAUCGGCCGCGGACUCCAUUUCCCAUGAGCCCGUGGCUGCAGUUUCCCGCCUUACUCUCCUCCCGCCUACUCGCGUCUCCCUUGUGACACGUUUUUUCCCGCCUUUUCAACGGCGGCGAUCUCGUGGCGGCCAUUUUUUCAGCCCCAGUGUUCCAUCCAGCGAAUCCUGUAAGCACUAUCACGCCAAGACUUCAUUCAAACUUGUGGGUACAUUUAUUGCCUAGCUUGGUAGGUUGCUGCCUUUUCUGACUCCACCUCAUUUCAUAUGCGCAUCUCAGUUAAACGAUCAGUAUACUGAUCUGUUUCUCAUCUGUUUUUUUGCAGGCUUUGCUCCACACAAAGGACCAAGCUGCUGCAAUCUGGGUGAACCCCUCUCCCUAAUUUUGUAUGAUUUGUAGUGUGGUUGACAUUGUAUUACUAAUAUAAUUUGCCAAACCUUGUGUGUGGCUGACCAUUCUUCCCUGUUGUGGGUGAACCCCACUUACAUAUUUAAUACACAAACUGUGUAAAAUAUCUAUGUGGCUGACACCACCUACUGAACACACUACUGUGUGGCUGACACCACCUGAUUUAUUUUGUGGGUGACCCCCAUUCUCUCACUGUACAUACUUUGUAUAUAUUUUAUUGCUGUUUUUCUAGUGGGUGAUCCCCACCUCAUUGACUGUACAAUAUCUAUAUUGUCCACCAUCUGUCUAAUAGGGUGACCCUCUAUUAAUUGCCCUUUAAUAUUUAAAAUUUUGCCAAGCAUUUAUGGGUGACCCCCACCUUUCAUAUAUUAUAAUUGAGUGGAAAUAUAUUAAUGGGUUCCACUGGUAAUGGUUUAGUCCUCAAGGGACAAACCUCCAGUGGAUUCCAAAAAACACCUAAACGGACACUCCAGGGAUGUCCUGGGGCAUAACCCCUAAAUAGACAAAAAAAUCAAAGUCGAAUCACUGGAAAACCAGUGAUUUGAGCAUAUACUGGAACUAUAAUGUGGAAUAGUAAAUAGUAUAAUUAUGCUAAUACCAAAAUAUAUACAACAGAACCUCUUGUCCAAAUUAUAAAGUCAUCCCAAUGUGGUAAAAGUGAAAUCAGCCUGUUGGGCAAAACCUCCCUGGUACUAAUCCGUGGCUACAAUGUACUAUAGACUACUGACUUUAUUUGUACUUGAUUAGUCAAAGUCUGGAUAUACCGUAUAUACUCGAGUAUAAGCCGAGUUUUUCAGCACAUUUUUUGUGCUGAAAAACCCCGACUCAGCUUAUACUCGAGUCAGUGUCUGUACUAUGGCAAUUUACAUUGCCAUAAUACAGACUGGGGGGCUGGCAGAGCUGUUACUUACCUCUCCUGCAGCUCCUGUCAGCUCUCUCCUCCUCCGCGCCGGUCCGGUCAGCACCUCGGUCAGCUCCCAGUGUAAGUCUCGCGAGAGCCGCGGGGUCAUAGUGCGGCUCUCGCGAGACUUACAGUGGGAGCUGAGAGAAGAGCUGCGCGGACCGGCGUGGGGGAGGAGAGAGCUUGCAGGAGAGGUAAGUAACAGCUCUGCCAGCCCCCCUCAUCCCCCCACUGAACUGCCAGUGCCACUGGACCAUCAGGGAAGGAGAGCCCCCCUCCUUGCCAUGUAUCAAGCAGGGAGGGGGGGACGAAAAUAAAUACAUUAAUAUAUAAAUAAUAAUUAAAAAAAAAAUAAUAUAACGAAAAAAUUAAAAUAUUAAUUAAUAAUAUAUAAAUAUAAAUAAAAAAAUAAUUAAAAAAAUAAUAUAACCAAAACAAUUUAAAUAAUAAAUAAUAAUAUUAUUAUUAUUUUUUUUUUAUAAAAAUGCCCAUCCCCCACCAAGGCUCUGCAUCACACACACACACACACACACACACUGCACUCAUAUACACACACUGCAUUUAUACACACACUGCGCACUCAUACACACACACUGCAUCACAUACACACACACUGCAUCACACACACACACACUGCAUCACACACACACACACUGCACUCAUACACACACACACUGCACUCAUACACACACACACUGCAUUCAUACACACACUGCAUUCAUACACACACUGCGCACUCACACAUACACUGCAUUCAUAUACACACACUGCACUCAUACACACACUGCAUUUAUACACACACUGCGCACUCAUACACACACUGCAUUCAUCAUAUACACACACUGUAAAUAAAUAUUCAAUUAAUAUAAUUUUUUUAGGAUCUAAUUUUAUUUAGAAAUUUACCAGUAGCUGCUGCAUUUCCCACCCUAGUCUUAUACUCGAGUCAAUAAGUUUUCCCAGUUUUUUGGGGUAAAAUUAGGGGCCUCGGCUUAUAUUCGGGUCGGCUUAUACUCGAGUAUAUACGGUAGUAAUAAAUACUUGUCAUUAAAGUCACGGAAAAAAGUGCCUAAUUCCAAACGUACUGCCUGUUAACAUCAGUAUCGUCAUACAGACAGUAUAACAAUAAUGUAUCAAUUUCUAAGUUCGAGAGUAUCUAAAUCUCCAUAUGUAACUAAAUAGCUUGUAUGGAGCCCUGUGCUCACUGAAACUGCUGUGGUAGCAAUAACUAAAUAAUUAAGCGAGAAAGAUAACUCUCAAACUAAUAUGAUGAAGUCAAAUGAACUAAUAGUGGUAAUUGAUAUCUAUAGUGUGAUUCACAUGAUACUUGAUAAAAAAGUGGAAUUAGGACAGAAAAGGAGGUUAGAAAAAUAUAGAAGUGCUAAUGUGCAGAACCAUACUUAGUGUUGGUUGCCUGCACAUAGUGAAAGUGCCCUGUGAUAGAGUGAAUAAGAGAAGAAACGGAAAACCCGACGCGCGUUUCGGUGCUUGCAUGCACCUUCGUCAGGGGCCUCAUCUUUAAUUUUUUUUUUUUUUUUUUUAUUAUAAUUGAGUGGCCUCAUCUUAAUUAACAACCCUACAGUUUGCAUAUAUUACUGAGACGCAUUAUGUCAGACCGCCAAGACCCUGCCAUCUCUGCCGAACUUAAGGAAUGGCUUUUCUCCACUAUCGCGGAGUCCAUUCCUAAGGCUUUGGCAGCCUACCAUGAACGUACCAUAGAGGUGCACCCCUCUACACGACAACCCUCUGAUUCUGAAGGUUCCCAUAUAUCCGAUCAAGACAGCGCCCCGCGCAAGAGACCCUGGAAAGGGAAUAGCGCUACUGCGGGCAAAGGCAAAGCUCCUGCCAAGGUCAUUAAACAUUCUCACCCAUACAUUACGCAGGAUGCUGCAGACCCUCUAGAGGGUUCUACUUCACGUUUGACUGGCCAUAUUUUAAGUGAUUAUGACCCCAACUACUCUGAUGAGGAUCCCAUGGUGAAUGCGCCCCAGGAUUCCUCAACAUCGGAGUUCGUAAAAGAAACCUUCCCGGGUCAGGAUUCCAAGAGUAUCCCUCCAUCUAAAGUGCCUGACUCAGACACCCUCCUGGAUGCCUUGGGCCUUCCCUUUUUUGACCCAAGGGUGAUUCGUCACCCGCGCUCAGCAGAAUGGGCUCCCCCGGACCAUAUUGCUAAUUUCUGUAAAAUGUGGCUUCGCAAGCCCCUCGAAAAGGAAAUAAGAAACAAACUAAGGGCUGAAUGCCCGAGACCAACUAUUCCAGGCAAAGUUGCCUCUACCCCUGAAUUCGACCCCAUGCUUGUCACCUACUUGACGAAAUCCGGUAAAGACCCUCGUAAGGGUAUUGAGCAGGGUUUGAAAGCGACCCAAGACAAACUAUUGGACAUUUCAGGUCCUAUAAUUCAAAUAUUUAUAUUAGUAGAUGAGGCACUCACUAGCGGUGAAUUUGAUCCGCACAUUAUCAGAGAAUGGGCACAGAGAGCCCUAUGCUUAUUGGGCAACGCCAAUGUGGCUAUUUCGAUUGAGAGACGCAAAGCGGCACUUUAUAAAAUCGAUGCCAAAUUGGUAGACUUGAAGACUAAGGAACUAGGCCCAGAGGCCGAUGGUCUACUGUUUGGUAACAGUUUCAUACGAGACCUCUCCAAGCAUGUAUCGGUCUUUACCACACUCAAAGCCCAGUCCUCCCUACAUAGGGUUUUCCGCUCCCAAACUCAUCGUUUUUCUGGGAGAGCUGGUCGCUCCAGGGGCCGAGCUACCAGUAGAGCAGCCUUUACAGGCUACAGGCCCCGACCCACAGUUUAUUGGUCCACAGGAUAUACACGACCCUACCACAGACAACUAUUCAGCACCAGAGGCUCGAUACGCGGACGUGGCUCUGCAUCCCUGCGCGGACGCACUGCUUCAGGUAAUGGACCUUACUUAUUUGAAACAUGUACCAAUCGCAGUGGAAACUACUUUCUCAGGAUCUAUGGAUCCUUCAUACAGUCAGAGGUUUCAAAAUAGAUGUUUUCACACACCCAGUGCAACACUCUCCUCCGACAUCUUUGGAGAUGUCAAAAACAGACACUCUAACCUUAAACACAGAACUAAACAAACUAUUACAGAAAGGGGCGAUCAAACCUGCACCUUCCUCAGCAACAUAUUUCUCGUUCGGAAAAAGACGGGAGACCACCGUCCCAUUAUCAACCUCAAAGCAUUGAAUCACUUUAUAACAUACCGUCAUUUCAAGAUGGAAGGUAUCCAUCUUCUCAGAGACUUGCUCUGCGUGGGAGACUGGUUUUCCAGAUUCGACCUCAAGGAUGCUUACCGGACGGUCCCAAUCGCACCAAGACAUCGUGCCUUCCUCCAAUUCCUGUGGCAAGGCGAUAUUUGGCAGUUCACUUGUCUCCCUUUUGGACUUUGCUCCGCCCCUUGGUGUUUCACCAAGUUAAUGAAACCGGUCAUGGCGCUCGUCGUUCUCAGGGAAUACGUUCCAUUAUAUAUUUAGACGAUAUCCUGAUUAUGGCCCAAGACCAAAAAUUACUUCGCAAACACACACACAUGACCUCUGCCCUCCUUCAAAACCUGGGUUUUGUUAUAAAUUGCCAGAAAUCAGAUCUGGAACCAUCUCAGUCCAGUUUCUGGGUUUCCAAAUAGAUUCGGUUCAGGCAACUCUACAGUUGCCCUAUUCCAAAAUCAAAAACAUAAAGAAAGAGAUUCAAAAAUUACUCGGUUCACAACGACCCUGGCUCCGCGACCUAGCUCACAUUCUGGGUCUCCUAUCCGCAUCAAUUCAGGCUAUUUUUCCAGGGCCUUUACACUACAGAGCAAUGCAACGGCUGAAAACCUCCUACUGACAUCGCUCGACCUCUUACGAUCAAUUCAUUUCCCUAACGGACGAAGUUUUCAUCGAACUUCACUGGUGGCUUCGCAAUAUGGAAGCUUGGAAUGGGAAAGCGAUUUUCGGAUCUCAACCAGAUUUUAUUCUGGAAUCCGAUGCCAGCCUCUUAGGUUGGGGUGCUACUUGCACCCAAACAUACACAGGGGGUCUCUGGUCCCCAUCAGAACAGGCACUUCACAUAAAUUGUCUCGAGCUCAUUGCCGGAUCCUUCGCGAUCCGCAGCUUUGCCAAGGAAGUCUCCAACUGCUCUCUGGUACUUCAGAUGGACAACAUCUCCGCAGUACGGUAUGUAAACCGACUCGGAGGUUCCAAAUCGAAACUGUCAGACCUCACCAAGGAUCUAUAUCAGUUCUGCUUAGACUGGAAUCUGUCCAUUCGGGCAGAAUAUCUCCCAGGACCCGACAACUUAGUCGCGGACUGGUUUUCACGUCACUGGAGGGAUGCCAGCGACUGGCAAUUAGACCCUCUCCUAUUCCACCACAUUCACCUAUUGCGGGGACCCCUUACACUCGACCUCUUCGCGUCUCGGCUGAAUCGUCAGACAGACGACUUUUUCAGCUGGUUACCAGACCCUCUAUCUCUGGCAGUCGACGCCUUUCUCCAACCUUGGCCACGGAGCGGAGCCUAUGCCUUCCCUCCUUUCUCAAUGAUUCAGCGGACCCUCCACCGGGUCAAGUCACAAAGGGUCAGGAUUGUGAUAAUUACUCCUCUAUGGCGGGCCCAGACGUGGUUCCCUACUCUCCUGGAACUUUCAACACACUAUCCUGUCCUCAGGAACCCAACGGGCGAUUACCAUCCGCUCGCCUUACAAGGCCAUCUUCAACUGGUAGCCUGGACAGUUUCAGGGGAGCUUGGCAUGUCGCAGGACUUUCAAGCACUGCUCAAACACUCCUGUGGGAUUCAUGGGUUCCAGGGACCAGAUGAACCUACCUCUCCGCAUGGCGACUUUGGGUCAGCUGGUGUCUGGAGAGGGAUCUCGAUCCCAUUUCAUCAUCUCUUCCUUCCAUUCUAAAUUUUUUUUAUCACUUUUCGAUCAGGGUAAAUCAUACCGAUCGAUUUUUAAUAUUUUUCGUUCCGCCAUGUCGGCAGGCCAUGACACUAUUGACAAUUCCUUGGUUGGGAAACACCCUUCCGUGUGCAGACUUUUACGGGGCAUUCGUUUGACGAGGCCUCCCUCUGCCAAAUAGUUCUGGGAUAUAUCUCGAGUCUUUGCGCUGUUGGAGUCCUGGCCUCCUAACGAGGCCUUAUCCCCUCGCCAACUCUCUGCGAAACUGGCCCUGCUACUGUGUCUGGUGUCCUUCCGCAGAGUUUCUGACGUUCAAGCCUUUGACUCACACGCUGUCACCUUCGCACCAGAUGGUGUCAGAUUUACCAUUACUAGGCGCACUAAGACAAAUUCCUCGUCUGUUUUUUACCCGUACUUUCCCGACAGGCCGGCUCUCUGUGUGGCUCUGUGUACCCGUUGUUACACUGAGAACACUGCCGCUCUAUGUUCCCCUACCGGUCCCCUUUUCGUCUCUUACGUUAGACCUCACAAACCGGUCUCUUCCCCCACUAUCGCUCGCUGGAUAAGAUGGUUGCUUACCCAGGCAGGAAUUGAUAGUUCAUUCGGAGCUCACUCCGUUAGGGGGGGUGGCCGCAUCCUCUGCCUUUCGCGCCGGCAGCUCACUGGCGGAUAUUUUGUCCUGCGCAGAUUGGUCAAGGGAAUCUACCUUUCAAACUUUUUAUUUUAAACCAACACAACAUGCGGCUUGUUCCAUUAAUCAAGAGCGUUAAAACAGCAAAUAUGAAGCCUCCUGUCUUGCCAUAAAAUUAGGGAUUAUUCUAGCUUUCAGUGAACGAAUAAUCUAAAUUUUAUUAAAGACAGGAGGUGAAUAUUUUCCCUCCCUUCGUUCACUCUGGAACCCACCCUCAAGGUAAGUCUUCUGAUCCAUGCUUAAUGUAUGAUACUGUCUCUUGCAUCUAAAUUUGCCGGUAUACGAUUUGUUAGACUAGUAGAUAUGAACCUACAUCACAUGGUACUGACAUGUCCUUUUUAACUCUGCCAGAUAAUCUGAGCUAUAGUUAGAAGUAGGGGGUAUCACUAUAUAUAUUUUUCUCUUGUCCAAGAAACCAUACUUUCACAAAGUCUCUCUUCUUCUCUUUUAGUGUGAAGAUCUCAGGUUAUUUCGAUCAACUUCACGUUUGCAUGGUUGACUUCAUUUUGAGUUAAAGCCUCGGAAAAUGUUCCAGUUUACAUGGUUGACUCUGCUAUUGACCGGCAUCACCAAGAAAGAGGAAGUGGGACGAGUCUGAUGACACUAUAUUGUUCCUGUAAUGUGUUAUGAUUGGUUGAAUUCUUCAUACAACAUUGUUAACUGUUUCUUUGCUGCUGGGAGUUACAGUAAAGAAAGAUAAGCAAAUAUUCGCCUCCUGUCUUUAAUAAAAUUUCGAUUAUUCGUUCACUGAAAGCUAGAAUAAUCCCUAAUUGUAUCACGAGUGAAGAGACACACUCUAAGCACCAAACCAAUUCGAGCUUUAAUUAAGUGGUGUAGAUAAUGUCCAUGCAGUCUAUCUGCUCCAUUCUCUUCCAUUUGUAAUCCUGGGUUGUUAUUUAUUUUUUUUAUUUUUUGUGACUGCUGCAUCCAGUCCAUUUCAUGGUGAGGAGAGGAUGUGGUCUGUAUGACUUUAAUGGUCCUUUAAACAUAUUACAAUCUGACUGUGAAUAUUCUAUAGAGGGUAAGAGAGAUGCUUAGUCUGUUUUGCCUCCUGUUUUUUAGAGGUUUUUAUUAUUAUUAUUAUUAUUAUUAUUAUUAUUAUUACACUAUAGUCACCAGAACAACUAACCUCUUAAUGUAGUUGUUCUGGUGAGUAUAGUCUGGUUUAAGAGGAAAACUAUAGGGACCCAGACCACUAUCUCUCUCUCCCCUCCACCAGCAACCCCCCCCACUCCAUAUCUCUCUCCCUCUCUCUCUCCCGGAGUAAAACUCCACUAUUUCCAUCAGUCUCAGACACACCAUCUGUCUGACGCAUUGCGUUUUUUUUUGGGGGGGGGGGUUUUGUGCCACACAUGCACACUAACCUCCCCAAUUCUUUGCAUAGUCCCCUAAAUGGUAAGUAGGGCGCUAUAGCAUUAGUAAUGCAAAUGUUUUUUCUAAUACCUUUUUAGUGUUCCUUUAAGAACUAAUUUUAGAGGUUGUAUUCAUGGGUUUGUAAAUCCUUUAAAAAAAACGUUUUGUCCUUUCCUCCUUGAUUUCUUGUGUCUUUUGCUCCGUGUUCCCCCACACCACUCCCAUUUAUGUACGCUGAUCUGUCUUGUUGCCCUCCCUUCCUUUUUGCUGACUUGUACCAGCUUUUCUAGAUAAUCCAGGGAAAGCUGCUACUAGCACUGGCUCAAGAAAUAAAUAUAUACGUUUUCUUCAGUCCAGAAAUAGGCCCACAGCACGUGGUUUUUCUGCUCAUGCCUACACAUAUACACUGCAGUGUCCAUCAAAGAAAAUUACUGCAUGGUCCCAUAAAAUAGAUAUCGGAUAAUUAUUCUGCUGCUGAGACGUUACUGAGCUUAUAAUAAUGUGUACACCAUUCAUUUUAUAGAUACUGUAAUUUUACACUACCAUGUUACACAUCUGAGUCAUUUAUUUAGAGGUGUUCCCCCCUCCACCCCCCCAUUACAUAAAUCAAAGUUAGGGCUAUUUAUUUAUUUUUAUUUUAUGUAUAACCUGCAGGUUAAUGGAGAGUUGAGUUUUAUUCUAGUUGUUGUUGUUGCGCCAACAGAUUCCGUAGCACUUUACAAUAUUAUAAGGGGGGAAGAUUUAACUAUAAAUGGGAUAAAUUACAAGAAAAUUUACAGGAACAAUGGGUUGAAGAGGACCCUGCUCAAAUGAGCUUACAGUCUAUUAGAACAUUAGAUUUUUCUUCACAGGAAAUGAGCAAGGAGACUGUGUAUAUCUGUAGGCAUGAGCAGAAAAACCAUGCGCUGUUGGGCCUAUUUCUGGACUGAAGAAAACGUAUAUAUUUCUUGAGCCAGUGCUAGUAGCAGCUUUUCCUGGAUUAUCUAGAAAAGCUGGUACAAGUCAGCAAAAAGGAAGGGAGGGAGUUCCUUAACUCUAUAAAACGUUUUAGAAUAAUACAAUCUAAAAGCCAGUUUACAAGCACCAAUCUUUAAAGCUACUUUAUCAAAACAAAAUAUUUUAUCAGUUUAGCGAGUAAACCUUUUAACAGAGUUAUCUUUCCCGAUCAAUCUGCCUGCCAAUGGAAGACAAGAAAUAUGUUGAAACUGUCCGAUUUCUGCCAAGUGAUCUUUUGUGAUACCCUAAACAUGCUAUCUGCUAUUGUGCAAGCUUCGAGGGGGGCCUGGCAAAGUGUACUUUACUUUCCGAGAUUUUUGCACUGUAGCUAAGAAUGAUGUGAACCUAGAAUCUGUAUAAAGAAAGCGUGGGAAAGGUUUCUAAUUCAAUCCAAGUCUUGUUCAUAUGCAGAGACCUUUUUUGUUCGUACGCUGCAUCAAAAUCACAUAAAACUCAAAGCAAUGCUUCACAACCUUGGUUGCCUCCUGCAUUCUUGCCUUUUCCUUUGUACACCUAACUUUAAUACGUUGUAAAACACGCACACAUACAUCCCUUUUGACAACCAUCAUUUUAUUUUUGAACACGGGAUAAGUACUGAGUGGCCUCUUCCAGAUUACUCUAUACCGUAUAGAUUUAUACACAGGAACCACAAUUAUACUUAUGCAUUUCGAGACUAUAUAGCUUUGGAAAAUAUAAGUAAUUCUACCUAAUCUUGCCCCCAGACAGUGGGCAUGGUUGUUAUGACUGCAAUGAUAUCCUAUAUUCUCCUCAGCAAACACUUCGUAGGUCUAUGACUGUAAGAGGAAAUGAAUGCUGGAAUAUUGCCAACACUGUUUUUUCCCACACACGGGAAAAGCCGGGUUUGAUAGAGAAAUCAGCAAAAGUUAGAACAACGUUGAGGAUGUGGUGACCCUGAGCAAAGCUUAGACUAAUCAACUCUGUUUACUUCUUCUACUCUGUAUUUAGAAUUGUACAUAUCUUUAAGACCAACCUAAAUCCCAUAUGACCCCCUCGUUAUUUCCUUAAAAACCUGCUGUUUUGCACAUAACACAGAUUGGGACAGAAAAAAAAGUUUUCAAGGAGCCCUAAGCAACUUUCCAAAUAACAUGUGUUGGUGAUGGGUGGCCUCGCAAUGACGAGAUGGUUUCCUACAAUUUUCGUUCUGCAUAGUGGAGACUUUCAUUUUGCAGCUUUCUGUAGAUCCAUGAAAUGGGAACGUUUCGGUACUUGUUUAAAAGGUGGGUGGGUUUUUUUUUCUUUCUUUCAGUUAUGGCUUUUGACCAAGUUCCUCUUCAUUUUGUCAAGAAAUUCCUUCAAUAGCUAACCCCAGUGUGUUCUGUUAAAUUUCCUGAAAACCCAAAGUACAUUUUGUAUCUAUACACAGAAAUAGUUGGCAGCUGACCUGGGUCAAACGGAUGGAAGUCGCUGUCUUUUCUUGGAAGGACUAUGACCAAAACAAAUAACCAGUGUCCUACACACCUUACUAGACCAUUGCACAUAAUGUCUCUGUAAUUAGAGACCUUUUUCCUCAUGUUACCUUGCAACCUUUUCUGAGUCUAUCCUCUCAGCCAAGGACAUCGUUUCUGUAAGCAAUUGUGUAUUUAUAUGAACAUCUUCUCAAUGCAAUCACAGGGAUGCCUCCAUUCAAGACUUCAAGCCUCUAUCAAGGAUGCUGGCACGUCAUGGUACAACGCCAUAGAAAGAUGAGCCAUGUACUACAUGGCGUAUGUUUUUAAAUACAAAGUUCUGUUUAUUGUGUCUGGUAAAAGUGCUACAUGCUUUUUAUAAUCCUUUCAUCUUCGAGCUCUCCAAUGCUUUUCUACAUGGUAACACCCCAUGCUUAGCGAAUGCUAGAGGUAGGAGAAUUCAGGGAUCCUAAACAAGUUAGAGGCAAAGGGGUUUCCUCCUGCCACAGGGGUAACUUGUCUGAUUAUAUAAUAUCUGUGGCUGUAGAGGUUUAAAGUCUAUUCAUGGUGAUGGUAAAACAAUCGACCAAAUUUCACCUGUAAUGGUGUGCCUCAUAUCGUACAGUGCUAUGUCACGGUAAUGACAGCAGACAUUUUUGUAGUUGUUUGGCAGCACAAUAUGUUUAUUGCGUUGUGUGAGCUACAAAGCAAUCCCGCCUAACUUUUCAAUGACAGCUGUUAUUACCUUUUAUUAGUACAGUGACUGUGUUUUAAUAUAUUUACAGGUUUAAUGUAUGUAGAGUGUAUAAAUGUGACCGUUUUGCCAGUGGUGUUGUAAUGUCCGUGCAGACAAUGUGACCUUUACAAUUUCAGAAUCCUUUAUAGAAAGAGUACAACAAAGCAUAACAUUUUGAUGUAUUUUAUAUUUUUUUUUAAAUGUCUGAAAAGUUGUUUUGUGUGUCCAACCCAUAUAGUAUUGGUAAGCGUCUCAUGCUGUUAUUGUGUGUGUUUUUAGGUUCUCGAAGAGUCUGUAAAUGUUUGAGCAGGUUAAUAAUUGAAACCAGUUCACUGAAGGGCAAAUAAUGCUUUUUGUGAGAAGAACUUAGUAGUUUCUUACUAGGUUUUGUUUUAGUCUAGAUCAGUGCUUCCCAAACCUUUAUGGGUCGAGAACCACUUUUCAAAACGGUAAUUUUUCGAAACCCACUUGCUUUUAAUGUGUAUUUUAAAAAGUGAACACCAUGGCAAUCCGCUUUAGAUGCAUACAAUUGACACGCCAUGGCAAUCUGCUUUAGAUGCAUACAAUUGGCAUACCAUGGCAAUCUGCUUUAGAUGCAUACAAUUGGCACGCCAUGGCAAUCUGCUUUAGAUGCAUACAAUUGACACGCCAUGGCAAUCUGCUUUAGAUGCAUACAAUUGGCACGCCAUGGCAAUCUGCUUUAGAUGCAUACAAUUGGCACGCCAUGGCAAUCUGCUCUAGAUGCAUACAAUUGGCACGCCAUGGCAAUCUGCUUUAGAUGCAUACAAUUGGCACGCCAUGGCAAUCUGCUUUAGAUGCAUACAAUUGGCACGCCAUGGCAAUCUGCUUUAGAUGCAUACAAUUGGCACGCCAUGGCAAUCUGCUUUAGAUGCAUACAAUUGGCACGCCAUGGCAAUCUGCUUUAGAUGCAUACAAUUGGCACGCCAUGGCAAUCUGCUUUAGAUGCAUACAAUUGGCACGCCAUGGCAAUCUGCUUUAGAUGCAUACAAUUGGCACGCCAUGGCAAUCUGCUUUAGAUGCAUACAAUUGGCACGCCAUGGCAAUCUGCUUUAGAUGCAUACAAUUGGCACGCCAUGGCAAUCUGCUUUAGAUGCAUACAAUUGGCACGCCAUGGCAAUCCGCUUUAGAUGCAGAGAAACUGCUCUGUUUAUAAUAGGGUUAAUCCAGCCUCCAAAUCCUCUAGUGGCUGUCUCAUUGACAGCCGCUAGAGGCGCUUGCGUGAUUCUAACUGUGACACACAUUGACACAGCGAUACACACAAUGACACUUAGUUUCCCACACUCAGAUACAGACACCAAAAAACCAAAGCUGCCAAACUUGUUAAAUCUUAGGCUUCUAAGAGAUGUAAAUCGUGUGAAGUCUCACUGGGCUUGAUAUGAGAAUUAAAGGGACACUCUAGGCACUUUAACCAUUUCAUCUCAUUGAAUUGGAUAGAAAGUUUCCAGUACGGAUGUUGGUGAAUUAACAGAAAAUUGGCUCUGAUUUAUUCUCGUUCUAGUUCUCUAGGCCUGGUCACUUUGUCAUCCGCAUUCCUACAAGCCUUCCUUUUUUUCCCAGGUUAUUUCUCAUAACAAAAUUUAAACUGUGUUAUCUACGACUUUGUCCAAGUCAUUUUAUUGCCUUUUGUCCUUGGAUCAUAAUAUCUUCGUUUGGUGUUUUUGUUAAGUGUUACUCGCUCUCAUGACCUAUCGACAGUGUUUACUGUUGCUAAGAAAAUUACUAUUAUAAAUAGACAAUUCAGCUCAGCCUUAACUGAUUUCAUGUUAAGAGUCAGGUUCCUGUACCUGUGUGGUGGUUGGGUUUUGUUUUUUAAAUGUUUGUUGUUAAGUGUUGUAGCUGAUUAACUCGCAUAACCUAUUGAGAAUGAGCCGCCUCCUUUUUUUUAAUUUUUUUUAAAUUUUUUAUUCAAUUCGACAAUAAACUAAAAUCCCAGAGAACUUGGUGCUUUUGCCAUAUAGGUGCAUUGCACUGCUUUUAGGUGGAUUUGCUGUAUAGCUUUUCCUGCUUUCACUAGAUUUGGUUUUAAACUGGAGGUUUUCUACCCAAUUUGAGGCUGUGGCAAUGUCUUUUAUGCCCCGUGCCACCUAAAGCAUAAAACUGUGCAAUUUGUUUUAAAUAUGUUUAUUGUCAGCAAUAUAAACACGGGUGUUGAACUUGGUAUCAUUCAUGCAUAUAAUUGCCUACGCAGAGGCGUGCACAUUGAAAGUGUAUAUAAUGUGAGGCCGACAUAUUCCAGUUAACUCAGAGUAACACAUAGUUGCCUGCGCAGAGGCGUAUAAGUCAAAAUAAACACUCAAUGACAAAUAUUAGACAUUUAUAAGCCUUGCAGGGCUAGACAUGCAAAAGGUGGUGAGCUUGCUUGGUAUUGCGUUGUUAGGGCGUUUUCGUCAGGUAUGUAGUGGCUAUUUGGGGUGGCAGUUAGUAUCAUGUGUUCAGCUAUCGGCUCAUUAAAUGGUGUUAGUGUGGCUCGUUAAUAAUACACUGUUUUCUUCUGAGAUGCCUGUGUUUGCGUAUUUAUCCCUGUUGCCGUAAACUGCAGUGAAGGCCCAUCUUGCGAAAAUGAGUUGGAAACUGUGCAAUUUGUAAAACCAUGUGCUGUCCUUACAGGCAGAUGUGGCCCAGACACUCAACUUUGUAAACGGUCCUCUAAGUGUUGGACUUUUUUGUAGUGAUUCCAGACUUUGAAUCGUUUUGACUUUUCUAAGACUGAUCUGGUCUUGGAUAUGAGAUGAACUGGAUUUUUUUAUUUUCCUCUUUGCAGGUGUGCCGGUACGGUGGGAGCCAUCGUGACAUGCCCCCUGGAAGUGAUCAAGACACGGUUGCAGUCCUCCGCAAUUGCUCUUCAUUCGGUUUACUACCCCCAGGUACAGCUGGGAACAAUCACUGGAGGUGGAGUUGUCAGACCUGCUGCUUCUGUAUCGCCAAGUGCUCUUCAGGUUCUCAAGUGAGUAGAAGCUUCUUAAUGGAACGAAUAAGGUUGAACAUAAAUUUUUUUUUUUUUUAAGAACAUGCGCGCAUGCUGCUUUUCACACAGGCAGAGCGCGGGCAAUGGAGACUGGAGCAGCUAAGAGUUUUUAAAACAGCAAGCGAGAUACAAAUUUCUUUUGGCUUAAACCUUCUCCAGCUUGGCCAUCUUGGGCUGCAACUUGGAAUCCGCAUGUUAGUUCUGCACUGUUCGGUGGAUAAAUCCCACAGAAUGUAACUUGUGAUUGCAGUUUAGGAGUCCUAUCUCUCUCUAAAAACCUGUAAAACGUGCAUUGUGAUUGUAUCCAUGGAACCAUUAAACAUCAGUUUCUGUUUGUAUAGUGUUUGAGAAAGUACAGUGAGACAUAUUUAUUGCAAUUCAUGAGCAAGGGCUUAAUGUGGCCAUUUAUCUGGAUGGUUCCAUUACAUUCCGUACUGAUUGCAAGCAGUGUGGUUAGGUUACUGCCAAAUAAACAGGAAAUAUAUUUGUUAUAACUACAGACCCAGAGUUAACCAUUGUAGGUUACCAAACGAUGCCGUGCUGGCUGCUUUAUGGCAAAGAUUAUUCAGUUUGUCAUCUGCUGUCUUUGAAGAUAAAGAGCCAGUAUUGUAUUAUGAGCAGUAUGAUAAAGUAUUGGUAUGUUUGAUAGAAGAUAGAGUUAAACAUUAUAGACCAAGUAAGGAUACUAUAGGUAAAGGCAAUUGCAUCUUAUAAAAAGUUUCACCCUAAAAUUUUAAAAUAGUACUUUACAAAUUACAUUGUUCAUACGCGGUACAGAAAUAAUCUUCAGCAAGAGAUACCAUAGGGGGGGAAACAUACUAAAUGCUAAACGUCUUUUAUAUUUAUUUUGAGUUCCAAAACUAAAAUAAAGCAGGCCAGCAGGAAUAAUCCGUUUCACAUUGAACAAAGUGCUAUCUUAUGGUUUUGGAAAUGCAUUGAUUUUUGUUUACAUUUUGACAGUUCUCAGAUCAGAUUCUUGUUUUUUCUUUUACAGAUCAAUUCUUGAAAAGGAGGGACCAAAAUCUCUUUUCCGAGGACUGGGUCCUAACUUAAUUGGAGUGGCACCUUCCAGGUAAGUAGCGUAAUCGUAUUGUGUUGCAGCUGUAAACAUAUCUUUAGGCUUUCAAAGUAACAUGCUCAUAGAUGUCUCAUUUUAAGUAAAAUAAAUAUGUAAAUAUUAAACACACACAAAAUGUAUGCGGUUAUUUUAAUGAUCCGUUCACGUGUAUAACAACUACGUGUCUUCAGUUCAUAAAACUGGAGAUUUUGCUACUUACACGGACGAACCACAACAUAAAAACCACUGACGGUGAAGUGGAUAACAUUGAUUUAUAUUGUUAAAAUAGGACCUGUUAAGGGGUGAACAGUCAAUUCUUGAAUUUUGUGUGUUGGCAGCAGGAAAAAUGGGCAAGCAAAAAGAUUUGAGUGACCUUGACAAGGGUGAGAACAUCUCCAAAAUGGCAAGUCUUGUAGGGUGUUCCUGGGAUGCAGUGGUUAGUACCUACCAAAAGUGGUGCAAGGAAGGACAACUGGUAAACCGGCAUCAAGGUCAUUGGUGCACAAGGCUCAUUGUUGCACGUGGGGAGUGAAGCCUAGCCCGUUUGGUCCAAAUACACAAAUUGCUGAAAAACGUAAUGCUGGCCAUGAUGCAAAGUGGCAGAACACACAGUACAUCAGAUUUCUGUGUAGCUCGUACUGGUCAGAAUGUCCAUGACGAUCCCUGUCCACAGCCAAUAGCACCUUUUAAUAGUGACAUGGAUCAAGUGUAUGGCCGGGUGCAUAUGCGUUGUUUACCUGGAGAAGAGAUAGUGGCAGGAUGCACUAUAGGAAGGCAGGCUGGCAAAGACAGUGUUAUGCUUUGGAUAAUGUUCUGCUGGGAACCUUGGGUCCUGAUAUUCAUGUGGAUGUGACUUUGACACGUACCACAUACUGAGAGAUGGUUGCAGACCACAUACACCCCUUCAUGGCAAUGGUGUUAACUGAUGACCGUGGCCUCUUUCAGCUGGAAAAUUGAGUCCAUGUCUCAACACAUCCGGGCCGUUUUGGCAGCACAAGGGGGACCUACAUGAUAUAAAACAGGUGGUUUUAAUGUUGUGGCUGAUCAGUGUAUUUCUUCUGUGAUUAUUUAUUUUUUCUUUCUUCACUUGUUCUGGUAAAUGUUUGCAAAUGCCUAUAUACAGUUAGGAAAAAUUACAAAUGAGUAAUUUGUUACAUGUGAGUUUACAGAGGAAGAGGUUCUAUUUCAGCUUUCAAAAGUAAAGACAAAUAAGUCAAUGGGACCUGAUGGAAUACACCCAAAGCUAUUAAAAGAGCUUAGGGGUGUACUCGCAAAACCAUUAACAGAUUUAUUUGACCAAUUAUUGUUAACAGGAGUAGUCCCAGAAGAUUGAAAGUUGGCGAAUGUUGUGCCCAUUCACAAGAAAGGUAAUAGGGAGGAGUCGGCAACUACAGGCCAGUAAGCCUUGCUUCAGUAGUGGGGAAAGUAAUGGAAACCAUGUUAAAGGAUAGGAUUGAUGAACAUCUAAAAUCACAUGGAUUUCAAGAUCAGAGACAACAUGGGUUUACUUCAGGGAGAUCAUGCCAAACUAAUCUUAUUGAUUUUUUUUUUUAAAUUAAUUUAUUUUUGAUUGGGUAACUAAAAUAAUAGAUCAGGGUGGUGCAGUAGACAUUGCUUAUCUAGAUUUCAGUAAGGCUUUUGACACUGUUGCACAUAGAAGGCUUAUCAAUAAACUGCAAUCUUUAAGUUUGGAUUCCAAUAUUGUUGAAUGGGUAAGGCAGUGGCUGAGUGACAGGCAACAGAGGGUUGUAGUUAAUGGAAUAUAUUCGAAGCUUGGACUUGUCACCAGUGGGGUACCUCAGGGAUCUGUACUUGGACCCAUUCUCUUUAAUAGUUUUAUUAGUGAUAUUGCAGAAGGUCUUGAUGGUAAGGUAUGUCUUUUUGCUGAUGAUACUAAGAUAUGUAACAGGGUUGAUGUUCCAGGAGGGAUAAGCCAAAUGACAAAUGAUUUAGGUAAACUAGAAAAAUGGUCAGAAUUGUGGCAACUGACAUUUAAUGUGGAUAAGUGCAAGAUAAUGCAUCUUGGGCGUAAAAACCCAAGGGCAGAGUACAGAAUAUUUGAUAGAGUCCUAACCUCAACAUAUGAGGAAAGGGAUUUAGGGGUGAUUAUUUCUGAUGACUUAAAAGGUAGGCAGACAAUGUAAUAGAGCAGCAGGAAAUGCUAGCAGAAUGCUUGGUUGUAUAGGGAGAGGUAUUAGCAGUAGAAAGAGGGAAGUGCUCAUGCCAUUGUACAGAACACUGGUGAGACCUCACUUGGAGUAUUGUACACAGUACUGGAGACCGUAUCUUCAGAAGGAUAUUGAUACCUUAGAGAGGGUUCAGAGAAGGGCUACUAAACUGGUUCAUGGAUUGCGGGAUAAAACUUACCAGGAAAGGUUAAAGGAUCUUAACAUGUAUAGCUUGGAGGAAAGACGAGACAGGGGGGAUAUGAUAGAAACAUUUAAAUACAUAAAAGGGAAUCAACACAGUAAAGGAGGAGACUAUAUUUAAAAGAAGAAAAACUACCACAACAAGAGGACAUAGUCUUAAAAUAGAGGGACAAAGGUUUAAAAAUAAUAUCAGGAAGUAUUACUUUACUGAGAGGGUAGUGGAUGCAUGGAAUAGCCUUCCAGCUGAAGUGGUAGAUGUUAACACAGUAAAGGAGUUUAAGCAUGCGUGGGAUAGGCAUAAGGCUAUCCUAACUAUAAGAUAAGGCCAGGGACUAAUGAAAGUAUUUUAAAUAUUGGGCAGACUAGAUGGGCCGAAUGGGUCUUAUCUGCCGUCACAUUCUAUGUUUUAUCUAUAGGAAGACCUUGUGCUUAUCACAUAUAAUCUUGCUACACUUAUCUCUUGCAAUCUGAGCCAUAUUUCCUCAGUUUAAUGGGGUAUUCACUUAACAAUAAAAUGUGGGAGAUUGGGAAGUAGGACUGAGUUGCGAAACUAGACUAAAAUAGCUGAACAGUUGAGAUGGAGAAUUUUUCUAAAUUGGCCAAUUUGGCCUAAAAUUUUGCAGUUAGGUUAUCAGUACGCUACAAGUCACUGUUUUAUACAAUAAAUGCCAGUGUCUUCGAAGUAAGGUUUUAUUGGGCUCUCUAAACAAAUUUUGCCUACUGUGUGGAAUUUGCGGGUUUUUUUUUAUGAUUAGGCCAUGGACUAUUAAAAGUAUUUAGAAAAUUGGGCAGACUAGAUGGGCCGAAUGGGUCUUAUCUGCCAUUACAUUCUAUGUUUCUACACUGUAAAAAAACAGGAUGGUCUAGGCACUCAAGGUGCGUAAAUGGGCCAAUUUAUUUAUUUUUUUUAAACCGCAACGUUUUGACCUGGCCAAGAUCUUUGUCAAGCUCAAAACAUUGCUCUGUUCUCCAUUAUUCUGCCUAUUUACACACUUUGAGUGCUUGGACCAUCCUGUUUUGUUGUACUGUUAACCAAGGUCUAGCUGGCCUCCUGUCCAGUUAAGCACCUUGUUUGUGGCUGGUAUGCGGUAGACCUCAUGGUUUUACAGUAUAUACACAGGAAAGAACUUUGCAUAAGUCUUUGUUGCAGCACCAAUAUUUUAUACAAAAUAUUUUUAAACAAAUAUACUAUAUGGCUUACAGAAAAUAACAAAUCUAGAUGCCUUUUGUACACCUAUCUGUGAUCAAGAUAAGGCAUAUCAUGAAAAAGCCAUAUAUAAGUUGAAGGACCUUGGUGAAUACAAGCUUCUAAGCUGGAGAUCAAAGUUACUUAUUUUUCUGUUUCAUGCAGUUGUACUGAACAUCUAGUCUGCUUAUAAAAUGCUAGAUAUUUGCCAUUUAUUUUCAAAUAAAAAAUCUUUUAAAUGCAGUGACUUAUUUUAUCAACAGAAUUGUAUUCAUAAUUCUUAUAUUACAAUAUAAUUAUAAUAUUGUAUUUGUUGUGCAAAUCAUAAGUAGGGUGAAUGAUUUUUGUACUAAUAAAAUUAUCGUGGAGACAGGCUGUGCUGGCUAAUGGGAAAUGUAGGUCACGGAGUGUAAUUAAUUAGUGCAACAAUAUCCUGAUUGAGUAUAAAUAUUUUCAAAAUAAAUCUACCAUUCUGACCAGAGGACAAGGCGCUUGUUUACUCAGUGAGGAGUGUUCACUGGACAUCUGUGUUUUAAACUUUCAAGGUUAAUCAGUAACGUGAACAUUGUUGGCAAUUCAAAGUGAAUGUCCGUUUCCAGUUUUGAUAUUUUGGCUUUAAAUUUAAAACUCUCUAAAUUCCUGAUAAAUUAUCAUUUUAGUGAAAAUGUCAUUUGUUUUAUUUACUUGUAAUUCACAGGGUUGUCUAUCUUCCCCCCAACACCAACAAUACUGGAAAAGUUUGGAGAACUGAUUAGAAACGCAUUGCACAUUUUAGAAUAAAAUAGCUGAGCUGGAUUUUAAAAAAAGCGUUAAAAGCUUUCUGCCUCGAAUUACCCUAAUCGUUUAACUACACAAUGUCAGUUUUGUUUGACAAAUCCAUACAAACUGGAUUAUUAGCUAAAUCAGAAGCAGUCGGUAAUUCAAUGAAUAGUUUAACAUUUGUUGCCUAAAUUAUUGAUCAUAAAAAAAGAUUUGGGGAUGAACUAUUUUGGCCUCCAUUUAGUGAAUUACCAUGAAAGGAAUAUCUUUUUCAAGUGUCCACUUGCUCUAUGAUUUAUCAAGAAAUUGCAAUGAAAAGGUUUUCAAACGAUAGUAUUUUCUAAAUAUAACAAAGGCUCAACUUUUUUUAGACUGGAAGCUAAGAGAAAAUGUAUUGAAGUGUUGUUCACACUAUUCAAGUCUUGACACACAGAGCAGCUUAUUGCCCCAACAUGUCUGUCAUCGGUGUAUAUUGUGUAUUUCAAAUCAUCUCUUUCUUCAGGGCUAUCUACUUCGCAUCUUAUUCCAAAGCCAAGGAGCAGUUCAAUGCCAUCUUUGUUCCGAACAGUAAUGUGGUGCACAUGUGUGCUGCCGGCUCUGCAGGUGAUGCAAUACUUCUGAUAACAUUACUGUGAAUGCAAACCUUGUGUGAUCCAGAACUGUGGUUUAUUCACUAAAUAGGGAGUUGACCGGAGAAUUGCACAUUUUGAGCUAAAAUAUCCAAAUAAGGGAAAAUAAUGAAUGUAGUGUAGUGGUUUUUGUUUUUUAUUUAUCCCUAUCCCCACCCCUUCAUUUUGACCAUUUCCCAUUAGACUUCUAGAUGACAUUUGGGUUACCUUGCUAUAUGGUUAAAUUGAAGUGGAUCAGGGUAUAGCCUUCAACAGUGUAAAUGCUGCCUUUUCUGAGAAAAGGCAGUGCUUACACGGCUGCCUAAGUUCGAGUGACUUCCAGGACGAGGCCCUGCAAAGGUUUCAGGGUCUCCACACUUUGCAUACAAGGCAUGCACAUGAACCUCCCAAGCACGAAGCAUUGGAUUGGCUGAGAUCAAAACAAUUGCUAAUCUUCGCCAAGAAGGUGGACCAGCAACACAGAGACCAGUUAUGGCAAGGUCUACAAGGUGAAUAAAAAAUAUUUUCUUAUUUUUAUUAACCCUCGCGGGGGUGGUUAGAUACCUAUAUAAAUUGCAGAACACAUGGCGUUGGGAAUACGUUUGUAAACCUAUUGCUAUAGUGUCCCUAUUUCAAAAGGCUUAUUCAAUAAAUAGUGAGUUAACAUAAAUAUGUAUGUACAGGCAGGGUAACAGCUUGUUUAUCCAAUGAGAAAUUGGAUUGUAGUUUUUAGAGUCCAUCCCAUUUUCUAACAUAACUGAAAAUCCAUCUAAAUUAAGCAUUUCUUCUUCUUUUGGGUCACCCUCAGAAAGUGAAGUGUAACAGGCUGAUCUUGGACUCUGUCUCUAUUACUAUGUAAUCAGAUGCCAAUUAUUUAUAAAACUGAAAUUUGGAUGCAAGUUUCUACAAUUCACUGCUCAGUAUUUUAAGUGUAUUUAAUCUGCUCUCCAAACCACAUUGCAAUGGUUAUACAAAGCAAAGAGAUUACCUUGUGACAAGAUAUUAUUAACAUAACAUUCUGCAGUGGAUAGUUUAUUCAUUAAUUGUGGUAAUUUUUUUAUCACAACAGGUAAACUAAAGUGUAAUUUAAUAAAGCAAUUCCAGUUGAGCUAUUCGAUCUAAAAUGUGAAGUCUCCACUAUUUCCCAUUUAAUGAAUAAACCUCUGUAAAUCCUGGGGUGUCCAAAAACGUGGUCCCCAGGUACAGAACUACAAUUCCCUUGAUGCUUUGCCUGUCUUAAAGGGACACUAUAGUCACCAGAACAACUACAGCUUAUUGAAUUUGUUCUGGUGAGCAGAAUCAUUACCUUCAGGCUUUUUGCUGUAAACACUGUCUUUUCAGAGAAAAUGUAGUGUUUACAUUACAGCCUAGUGAUAACUUCACUGGCCACCCCUCAGAUGGCUGUUAGAGAUCCUUCCUGGGUCAUGGCUGCCUUAAAUGCAUCCAAACAUUCCGUAUCUCCUCCCUCUGCAUGCAGACACUGAACUUUCCUCAUAGAGAUACAUUGAUUCAAUGUAUCUCUCUAUGAGGAGAUGCUGAUUGGCCAGGGCUGUGUUUGAAUUGUGCUGGCUCUGCCCCUGAUCUGCCUCUUUGUCAGUCUCAGCCAAUCCUAUGGGGAAGCAUUGUGACUGGAUCAGGCCACCACUUCUUCUAGUUUUGGCCAGUGCUGGUUUAAUGUGUUCACUACUGUAAAGAGAAAUAUGUUUGGAGGCUGAAAGAAUCUCUCAAGGGGAAAAAAAAUGUUCUGGGAGAGAAAAAGUCAAAAGACAAAGCUCUAUUGUCCAUCACACAAUAUACCCAUAUAAACUCCUGGCCAAUGAAAUGCUCCUGAUCUGGUGAAAAACCACUGGAUUAAAAGUGUUCGUGUGAUAUAUUUAACUUUUAUUUAUUGAAGGUGGCAACAAAGCAGAAUUUGAGACUUAUUUACGUAUAUCGAGAGUAAAUAUAUACAACGUAUCAAGUAGCAUUGCAGGGAUGUAGUGACACAGAUGGAAAGUGCUGGACUGCAGCGGAAUGCGUUAGACAGUAUUGGUGGGGGUGGGGGAUACAGAGCUGGAAGGAAAGCCAUGACGCUGAGUAUGCAGAUCAGGUUGUGUAACUGCAGCCAAAUAUACUGUGAUUGCAGAGCGACACCUAGUGUCAAACCAAACACAUUACGGUCUAUUUACCAACAGCUGCAGGACAUGUUCUUAUUUAGCAAAUUACCCGCUUCAGUCAUUUCGUGUUCACCUAGGCAGACAAAGGACCAUUUCUGUGGUCCUUUGAAAUUGCCUCUAAUGUUCCCCAUUCUUGCAUAUCUAUUUGUCAGAGUAUUCCCUUAGAUCCCACACAGUCCCAUGCCCAGUACACGGUUAACAUUAGUUUAGAAAUGUGACAGUGUAGCUAAUAUGUCGUGAUAAAAGGGCAACCGAGCUAUUGAUGAACGUGAAACUGAAGUCUUGAUGCUCCUUUUAAUUAUUAAUCUAAGGGAUGGAUAUAUAUAUUAUUUAUUUUAGUGUGAUUUUGUGUGGUGGUGGUGGGGGGGUGUUCUUAUAAGAGAAACUUGUUAAAUGAACCAUUAAAGCACAGAUUUGCUCAUUUAGCUUGUAUGGUAUUGGCUUGUUUCUGUCCAUUACUAUACUGCUUAAAAUGUUUAUAACUGACCGUUCCUGUCAUGUCCUCUCACAGCAUUUGUGACAAAUACCAUGAUGAACCCAAUCUGGAUGGUGAAAACCCGAAUGCAGCUUGAAAAAAGGCAAGUACUACCCACGGCCAGACUAGAUUUCAUGUUUUAAGUGGGAUCUAAUGAUCAUUAUGGUUCAUUGUGUUCAAAACUGUUCAGGGCGUAUUUAUUCUCUUUUUUAAAUUUUUUUUAAAUUUUUUUUAAAGGAAGGGUUACAUUUUUAAAAAUAAAAAAAUGAUUGCAUGUAGUAUAAGGACUGUGUGUGAUGUUUAAUAAUCCAUACAUACAUCUUGCUCCUUGGAGACAGAACUCUUUAAAUCCACUCUGGUCAGAAUCUAAGCUUAUCAAACCAUAACCCAUGCAGGUGACUGACAUCUUAAACUGCAGAUGGUUUCUCUCGCCAAAGCAAAGUGUCUGUCCGCACAGUGCAAGGGUGACUCAGGAGGUUCACUGAAAAGUGUUUUUUCAUUGUAUGUAUUCAAAAAUAAUACAAACGCGUCAUCUGGUAAUCUUUUUAUUUCCAUUAAAUAGCAUAUGUAUAUAUAAUUUAUUUUUAUUUUUUACAUUUGUUAUGUGCAAGCUGACAAUUAUGCCGCAACCCUGUAUUUAUAAUCUGGGGAGCUGGGCAUUGGCUGAUAAAUUGGACCUAUUUUUGGAUACGUCCUGGACUUGCGUAAUUGUAGCCAACUCACAUUUUGUAACAUGAACACGAAUCUCUUGUAUCCUGCUUUCCUCAUCCUUUUAAAACCCAUUGAGUUUCUCCUUCUGUACCCCGAGACGCGAGCAAGGCAAUUGAAACCUGUAUAUUUUUUCAGAUGUGGGACUUGACAUGAAAUAUCUGUGAGGUUGGGUUAGAUCUCCCAUUUAUAUUUUAUUUUUUUACAGUCCAGUGAGGUGUGGGACUGCUGGCAAGUAUCGAAAGGAAGACUGGGUGGAUGUACGCUUUAUUUCUAGGGUUAUUGGACUUGGCAUCCCAGUUUAGGAUGCUGAUUAAGUAAAAUAUUAAAAUUAUAAUCGUUCACGUGCUCCAUAGCCAUAAACUAAGUGUAAGAACAAAUGUAUCAAUUCUUUUAAUUUAAAUUCUUAGAAAACAAGCUACAAACGUUUACUACUUGUUAGAAGUAACUUAUGUGUAUAUAGAUCUAGACAAAUUACCGUGUUAAUCUGUGCAUGUUUGAUCUGAGAUAAUUGCAUAAAUAACUGUCAUCCCUUAUUGAUGUUCUCUCUUUUUAUUUUAUUUUUAUUUUACUUUAAUAGGGUCAGAGGUUCAAAGCAAAUGAAUGCUGUUCAGUGCGCACGUUACGUAUACCAGACAGAAGGAGUGCGUGGUUUUUACAGAGGUCUUACCGCCUCCUACGCUGGGAUAUCUGAGACCAUCAUAUGCUUUGUAAUAUAUGAAGGUUUAAAGAAACAUCUGCAUGAGAUCCAUUUGACAACGUCUAAAGUUGCAUCAGGAGAGAAAAAAUAUGCCAACUUCCUGGGUUUAAUGUUCGCUGCUGCGUUUUCCAAAGGCUGCGCAUCCUGUAUUGCUUAUCCACAUGGUGUGUAUAGCUGUUACACGAGUUCCAGCUCUGCAGUUUAUAAUCUUGACCAAUAGACUGUAAAAAAUAAACUAAAAAAAAAGGCUUUUCCCUGUAAAAAAACAAAUUAUUUACUAAAUAUUAAGACCACCUUUUAAAUAAUUGACAGAAUAUAAAUCAACAAUGUGAUUUGCUUAAAUAAAAUCUCCAAAUAACUAAAUCUAAAUGCCAUACCUCCCGAUUGUCCUGCCUGUCCUUUCUAGGCACUUUAUUUGUGUAUCUUGGUGUAUAGCAAGAACUCUCCCAGGAAUGUUUUCUUUAAAUUACACUGACCCGGUUAUUUAAUAUAGUAAUUUAAAGUCAAUUAAAACCAUUUCUAGGUCAUUGCUUCCAUUUCAGCCACUCUGGCCUUACAUUUAAAAUUCACAUGAAUUUUCAUUUUAGUGAAUGUUUAGCAAUCCGUUUAAGUCAGAUUCUUUGCUCUUUUUCUAAAUGACAUUUUCAGCCCCAUAAAAGGUUGAGUAGUUGUUCCUUGUACAUUGCUUUGAGCACUGCUAAUCUAGACCAAUUUAUGCAAUUUCCUUUUUUAUAUUGUGGCCCAGACCCCUAAUAAUAAAACAAAGGUUUUAAAAUCCCAUUGAUAUGCUUUCCAUAACAGGUCUGAAUGUGUAUUUAUUUCCAUUUUACAGAGGUCAUCCGAACCCGUUUGCGCGAAGAAGGCACAAAAUACAAGACAUUUUGUCAGACUGCACGUUUGGUAGCAAGAGAAGAAGGUUACUCGGCUUUUUAUAGAGGACUCUUGGCUCAACUCAUUCGACAGAUCCCCAACACUGCCAUUGUGCUAUCUACGUAUGAACUCCUAGUCUAUCUGCUUCGUGACAUGCCCAAGUAACUGGCCAGGAUCACUCGAAGGACAAUGACCAAAUUGCAGACUUGGAGAAUGCCAUAGCCUGUAAAUAAGGCUUUCUCACCUAGCUGACAUCCUUUGCCUUUUGGAUCUUCUUUCUGGAAGGAUUAAAUUAUCAUUAACGUUCGUAGUUAAUUUGUAUAUUUUGUUACUUUGAAGUUGCAGAUUCAUGAUUCUCCCUGGAGCUGCUGUUUAGUUAAAUCAUUUAUAUUUAAUGUUCACCUGCCUGGGUUGGUAGGGUGUCCCACACAGGUUUUAUCUAAUUUAUAUCUAUAAAGAGUGUGAAACAUUCACCUCAAAUGUGUUUUGACUUUUUUUUUUCUUCUUCACCAAAACGUAAUAGAAUGAUCUUGUAAUCGUCAAUUAAUGCAUCUUUAGGACUUUACAACUGCUCCCUGCUCCCACCUCUUACUGAACUACAGCUCCAUUUAAUGCUUUGCAAUUGCAUGCGGGGAGUCUACCUGUUGAUGAUCCCAUGUGCCCUAUAGUAUGUAGGCAGUCAUGUGUGUAAACGAAAGAAACAUCCCAUCGUGCUCGGCUUCAAAUAUUCUUGAUCAGCCCAUGUACGUAAGGUAAGUGGUAUCCAUCAUUGGUGAGAAUAGCCAACUUUAAAGUGCCAGGAACAAUUCAGCCUUAGGCGAUCUGAGAGCAAGUCCAUUCUACGAAAGAGAAUAUGGACCGUUGGGAUAUUCAUUGUAAGAAGACCAAAUGAGAGAACUUUUUUCUGAUAUCAUGUGGAAUCCAUGCAGCUAAAGACCAUUAGCGUAAG